AUGAAGGGCCUUUUUGCUUUCUUCCUGGCGGUGCAGGCGGUAGCCAACCCCCUGGGGCCGACUGGAGCCUCUGAUACACCUGAUCCCAAGGAGAUCCAGAUCGUCAGCGCAAGCUUCUCGGGAAGUGGUUGCCCCCAAGGCUCCGUCUCAACCACGAUCUCUCCAGACCGUACGGUCAUCACCUUUGGCUUCGACAAGUUUCAAACCUACAUUGGGCCGGGACUCUCGGUAGCCGAGCGCUCCAAGAACUGUGCUCUUCACCUUAGCCUCAAGUAUCCGGGUGGUUUUCAGUUCGCUCUUGUGGACAGCACAUACCAUGGAUAUGCUCAGCUUGAAGAAGGGGUCACUGGAACAUUCUACUCGACGUACUUCUUCUCUCAAGACGCUGCAGCCACUACUACAACGCAGACUUCCAUCACCGGAGGUGGCAUUUGGCUUAAUGGUCAGGUCUACACCAAACAGGACACCAUCCCUACUGCGGCUCUCAUUUAUUCGCCUUGCGGCGCGACAGGCAUUCUUAACGUCAACAAUCGUAUUGCUCUUACGUCCAAGAACACCCAGGCUUACGGUUCUAUCACCGACGAUGAUGCCACGGUAGCGUUCACUCAACAGAUCAAUAUCAAGUGGCUACCUUGCAAGAAGUAG
Colletotrichum abscissum is the source of this 645-nucleotide messenger RNA. RefSeq lists its product as uncharacterized. The transcript has a single exon. The record is from RefSeq and is a predicted model, not a curated record. Lineage: Eukaryota; Fungi; Ascomycota; Sordariomycetes; Glomerellales; Glomerellaceae. Bases 1 to 645 code for a protein of 214 amino acids.